UGUUAACUUUUUUGUGUAUUCUAUUAAAAAACCAAAAAUAAUAGAUUAUGGUAGCAUUACUCAUUGUUGUAGUAUUACGCCUGACCUAGUUCGGAAUGAGUCACGUCUUAAUCACUAGACACAAGGUUAUGUUGAUAUACAAUUCAUUAUGCAAAGAAGUGACAUAAAAAAUGAGUAAACAUACGUUUGAUUAUGGUAUUCUAGUGCAAAAUGCGCUAGUAAAAGACUUACAGAAUAAACCUCAAAAUCAACGUACAGCCUUGUUGGGGUUAAUUGUUAAAAUAGAAGGUGUGCUCGGAAACAAAACGUUUGCAAUUCGUUUCCUUAAAAGCGACAAUUCGGAACAUUGGGAGAGUAACAAGUUUUGUUGUGACCAAAGUAUAAUAGUACCUGUAAAUGAAAACUUGUGGCCCUAUUUAGCAUCUGUCAGCUCGCCACAAGAGAGAGUUUUACUGGCAAAGAACCCAAAUCGCUGCGAGCAGUUGAUGCAAACACCUAUCAAUGGUGUUGUGGGCUUUUUGGAUUUUGGACAGGUUUUACUUGGCACAAUUAAGUUUAAAGGGAACAUUAAAGGAAUAGGUAAAGGUUUUGGAAUUCAGCUCUACGAAAAGAAAAUUAAUAACAACUGCAACGGUACGUGUGCAGGAAUACAGUAUUUUGAAUGCCUUCCGGGUUUUGGAAUUUUUACGACUAUUGAGAGAAUUGUUCCAAGAAAUGUGGAAUGUGCAACAGUGAAGUCUGCGAGAAAGUUAUCCGCAACACUUCUGGAUAAUUUUACAGAAAAGAAUGUAGCCGAUAUCAGUAUUAAUUUAAAGGAGUGCGAUGCUCAGAAAAAGAAUCACAUCUCGGAAUCAAAAUUUAAAAAUGAUACUCAAACGCAAAAUAGAUUUCGAACAUCACAUUCUAUGCAAAACAUCCUGGACCCAAAAUCCACAAGCACGAAUGCCAAUAACGAUUUUGAUCAGAAUACAAUAAUUCAGCCGGACAAUACCAACUUGAUACAUGAGGGAGGCAGCAACAAAAUUGAUAUGCAUAGGACAGAGAUUGAUCUCAUAGACGCUAUCGGCGGAACGUGGUCUGAUACUUUGAAUCAUAAAGAGUUGGAGAGGCCUCAUCUCAAAAAGCCGUACGAGAAGACGUCUCGAAGCGAGUUUUACGUACCCUGUGAUACAACGCAUAGCGCACUCAAUGUCACACCGACAAAGCCGAGGAAUAAAAGUAUUAAUCCGGUUUCGCAUUUAAUAAAUGGUAGCAAAACGGUUCCCAGAAAGGUGAAGUUCUUUCAGGAGCCCGAGAAAACUGUAAAUAAAUCUGCAAUAGGAAGUAAAAAUGGGGAAGUCGAUAUCAAAUUGAACCGAAGCAAUCCCGAUGUGAAAGCUUCUCCCACGGUACCAAUUCACUAUAAUUCGCCGACACCGGGUACAACGAACGACUUGACUGUCGGAAGUUUGGUGGAAAUUAUUAAUACUCUGUCACCGGACCCGUUGUAUGGCGUUAUCCGAUGGUUGGGAAUUGAGCCCAACAGUUCGGAGGUGUUGGUGGGAGUGGAAUUGGAAGAAGAACAAAUUCAUCUACCCCUAAAGUUAGCGGAUGGUACCCACAAUGGACAAAGACUCUUUGAGUGCGCCGAGAAUAGAUCAAUUUUCGUUCCUUUAAAUCAGUGUCACAAAGAUCCGCGCUUCGCAGAACGAACGCAAGUACAAACUCAGCAUGUCCCGGAGAAAGUGUUUGGAGUCGAGGUCGAUUGUCCUAUUGUUAAGGGAGCGGUUGCGCCAUUAUGUAUGCCGACUGAGGAAGACGUCGAAGCAGUCUGCGGUAAAUUCAGAGGCAUCCAAGGACAUCAUAAUUCCUGCUACCUAGACGCCACUUUAUUUGCAAUGUUCACAUUUACGGCGGUCUUUGACAGCCUAUUAUUCAGGCCGAAAGGCCCCGGUGAUAUACCGUACUACGAAGAGGUGCAACAGGUCCUACGGGAAGAAAUCGUAAAUCCGCUCAGAACAAAUUUGUUUGUUAGAGCUGAUCGGGUUAUGAACCUUCGCAAAUUACUAGAUCAAUUUAGUUCCGUAUCCGGACUGACUAGUGAGGAAAAGGAUCCGGAGGAAUUUUUAAAUUCGUUAUUAGCGCAAAUUUUGAAAGCUGAGCCUUUUUUAAAGCUGAAUUCCGGUCAAGAAACCUACCAUUAUCAGUUGUUUGUGGAGAAAGAUGACGGUUUGACAUUGCCAACCGUUCAGCAGCUGUUUGAGCAAAGUUUUUUAACCAGUGAUAUUAAAUUAAAGGAAGUUCCGUCGUGUCUUAUAAUCCAAAUGCCAAGAUUUGGAAAGAAUUUUAAAAUGUAUCCCCGCAUAUUACCCUCACAAGUUCUCGAUGUAACGGACGUGAUCGAAAAUUCUCCUCGUCAGUGUACAGUGUGCGGUAAGGUGGCAAAGUGGGAGUGUAAGGAAUGUUUCGGAGAGUGCGGUGAGGGAUUGGAGAGCACCGCAUUUUGCACUCUUUGUAUAGAAAAGGUUCAUUCCCAUAGUCGUCGCCAGUCACAUUCACCAAAGAAGAUAUCAGUAUUACCAGACUUUUCUAUUAUGGCCGAUCAUUGUCAACCUCCUCGAUUGUUUAUGGAGUUGUUUGCAGUUAUUUGUAUUGAAACUUCACAUUAUGUCGCGUUUGUUAAGUGUGGAGUCGGACAUGAAGCGCCAUGGUGUUUUUUUGAUUCAAUGGCCGAUCGAAAAGGUGAGCAGAAUGGCUAUAAUAUUCCCGAAAUGGUCGCAUGUCCAGAUGUAUCGAAAUGGUUAUCUGAUGAACAAUCCUGCAGGGCGCUGCACGAAAGUGCUCCCCUAGAUCGAUACUUACCCGAACAUGCACGUCGCCUGUUAUGCGACGCAUUUAUCUGCAUGUAUCAAAGUCCGGAUGUUAUGAUGUAUAGAUAAAAUAUUUUUGACGAAAUGUUCUUUAAGGAAGCGUAUUAAACUUUUCAAAUUUAUGUAUUACUAGAUACGGUGUUGUAUAAAAUAAAGUUAAUUUAUUAUU
This is a messenger RNA of Photinus pyralis (common eastern firefly), 3018 nucleotides long. RefSeq names its product ubiquitin carboxyl-terminal hydrolase CYLD (gene CYLD). Gene Ontology annotation, biological process: protein K63-linked deubiquitination. Gene Ontology annotation, molecular function: cysteine-type deubiquitinase activity; K63-linked deubiquitinase activity. The coding region runs from base 171 to 2918 and encodes 915 amino acids. Lineage: Eukaryota; Metazoa; Arthropoda; Insecta; Coleoptera; Lampyridae. Gene Ontology annotation, cellular component: cytosol. The transcript has 6 exons. The record is from RefSeq and is a predicted model, not a curated record.